Cuculus canorus (common cuckoo) is the source of this 2227-nucleotide messenger RNA. Its product is annotated as pepsin A-like. The transcript has 9 exons. Lineage: Eukaryota; Metazoa; Chordata; Aves; Cuculiformes; Cuculidae. Gene Ontology annotation, biological process: proteolysis. Gene Ontology annotation, molecular function: aspartic-type endopeptidase activity. The record is from RefSeq and is a predicted model, not a curated record. Bases 972 to 2111 code for a protein of 379 amino acids.
GCAUCAGGAAUGGAAAAAGCCGGUGACGAAUGUCUGUGUUUGCCUGUUGGAUGGAGGUGUGAAAUUAAGCAAACUUACCCCAGCGUUGCCCCCGAGCCCCUGGCGCUGGCGUUUGGUGGAGCCUCGUGUGCAAAGCCAGGCAUGUGAUGAAGCUGGGGCUCGGCUGGGACCCAUGGGUGGGCGCCCCAAGGACACCCAGGUGGUGCUGCAGGAGAGUCACAACCCCUCCUAGAAACAGAGAAUUACUUGGUUGGAAGAGAACUGCGAGAACAUUAAGUCCAAUCAUACCUGUCCACUACUAAAGCAGAUACCUGAGCACCUCAUCCACUCAGGUUUUGAACCCCUCCAGGGCUGAGGAAUCCACCACCUCCCUGGGCAGACCAGGGGACCAAGGGACCCCAAAGGACCAAUGUUCCCAUGCCAGCCGCACACCUCCAUGCUGGCUCCACCCCGAGGAACCCUUGCAGGCAGGGAUUCUGCUCUUCAUAGGAUGGUCCAGAGCAGUGCCAGGGCCCUCCAUACCACAGCUCCUUAGGGUUCCAACUGGAAAAUCAGUGCCCAUAUCUACUGGUGCAGGAUUUGGCUGUGGUUCCUUGGCCACGGUGGUGUUGUUGGUUUGUGUGACACAUGAGUAGUCAACGAGGGAAGGGACAUGCCCAGAAACGGCCUCAACAAGCCCCACGUUCCCCUUGUCCAACUUCCAAUGCCUCCCCAUCAGGAUACAGACCAACUGAAGGAUGCAUCCCUACGUCCUGGCUGUGGUUGUUGACCCCAGUGAAGAUGGAGAGCUCUCAGUUUGACAUUCUCCUGCCGGUAUCCCCUAAGGACAUUGCGAUAACUGCCCCUGGGUCGUUUGCUUUUCCUAUCGGUGCCGCCAGCCAAACAACCACGGUUGGGAUAUAAGGAGCUCGGCUGGAGCGGGUGACAGACUCAGUGUGCCACUGCACUUUGAGGCUCAACUCGAAGCCACCAUGAAGCUGCUCCUGCUUCUCAGCUUGGUAGCCCUGGCCCAGUGCCAUGGCCAUAGGAUCUCUCUGCGGCGAGGGAAGUCCAUGCGGCAGGUCCUGGAGGAGAAGGGCUUGCUGGACCACUACCUGAAGGAGCACCCCUACAACCCGGCCGCCAAGUUCCUGGCUGCUGGCACCUCCACUGAGCCCCUGCAGAACUACAUGAAUAAUGAGUACUAUGGCACCAUCUCCAUUGGUACCCCAGCCCAGGAAUUCACCGUCCUCUUCGACACCGGCUCCUCCAACCUGUGGGUGCCCUCCGUGUACUGCUCCAGCCAGGCUUGCAGCAACCACAACCGCUUCAACCCAUCGGCUUCCUCCACCUACGUUGGCACCAGUGAGACCGUUGAGAUCGCCUACGGCACUGGCAGCAUGACUGGCAUCCUGGGCUACGACACCGUCGGCGUUGCAGGCAUCAACGUUGUCAACCAGAUCUUUGGUCUGGCUGAGACUGAGCCAGGCGAUUUCUUCUACUACACCCCCUUCGAUGGCAUCCUGGGUCUGGCUUACCCAAGCAUCUCCUCCUCUGGAGCCACUCCCGUCUUUGACAACAUGAUGUCAGAAGGUCUUGUGACUGAGGACCUCUUCUCCGUCUACCUGAGCAACAACGAGCAGAGCGGCAGCUUCGUCCUCUUUGGUGGCAUCGAUUCCGACUACACCACCAAUGGCAUCACCUGGAUCCCCCUCUCUUCUGAAUCCUACUGGCAGGUCACCAUGGACAGCGUCACCGCCAGCGGCCAGGCCAUCGCCUGCGCUUCCGGUUGCCAGGCCAUCGUGGACACGGGCACCUCGCUCCUGGCUGUGCCCAACAACGCCCUGAACAACAUCAUCGCCAGCCUUGGUGCCAGCUCCAACGGCCAGAUCAGCUGUGAUGACAUCAGCACAUUGCCCACCAUCUACUUCAACCUCAAUGGCAACGGGUUCCCAGUGCCACCCAGUGCCUACGUGAUACAGAGCGAUGGAUACUGCAGCCUCGCCUUCGAAGGCUUGGACAUCCCCACCGAGUCUGGCGAGCUCUGGAUCCUCGGAGACGUCUUCAUCCGCGAGUACUAUGUGAUCUUCAACAGGGGCAACAACAUGGUGGGACUGUCCCCGCUGUCCUAAGCGCUCCGCCAUGCCGGGGACAGGCAGCGCAUCCCACUGCCACCGCGUGCCCAGCUUGGUGGCUGGCCCUUGACCAGCACUGCCUUCCCCUCCUGCCACAGCCACCGAGCACAAUA